UAUCACUUUUUGUUGACCCUUAGUAAUUUGCAAGGCGGGUCACUAUGGUGUAGUCGAAAAAGGAAUUGGUUACUGCAUGCCAUGUCCCAAGGACGAGUACCAGCCACACGAAGGAAAACUACGAUGUAUACCAUGUCCUGAAAAUCAUGUAACGAAAAGGGAAGGAGCUUUAGACCCAAGACAAUGUUUGAUAGGAGAAAUUGAAUUACCAACGGCCAAAGCAAAAGACGCCACCACAAAAGAAGAAUCCACAACAAAAGCAGUUUUUGAUAAUCUCGCUGGUGACGAUCAUGGAACUGAAUCAAAAACACAACUGAUUAUUGGUUUGUCACUUGGCGGAUUUUUCCUACUUCUUUUUGUUACAGGUAUCGUUUUGGUACGUCGUCGGUGGAAACGUGUGUUUAUACCGAACAAAAGCACGAAAAAGAGAGAAAAGUUGACAGCAGAAACAUGUGUCGUUCAAGACUAUCCCGCCACCGUUUGUUCUUUUGCAAAUGUAAUAUAUGACGAAUCGUCCAAAACAGAUGAGAACGUAAUAUUGAAGGAUGUGGAUGAAGAUUUCCACUCGAGCCCUGUUGACAAGGCAAACACUGAUUCCUCUGAAUCCGGAGUUUAG
Messenger RNA from Dendronephthya gigantea, 616 nucleotides. RefSeq lists its product as uncharacterized. The record is from RefSeq and is a predicted model, not a curated record. Bases 77 to 616 code for a protein of 179 amino acids. NCBI's taxonomy places the organism in Eukaryota, Metazoa, Cnidaria, Anthozoa, Malacalcyonacea, Nephtheidae. The transcript is spliced from 4 exons.